Kogia breviceps (pygmy sperm whale) is the source of this 2333-nucleotide messenger RNA. RefSeq names its product beta-transducin repeat containing E3 ubiquitin protein ligase (gene BTRC). Gene Ontology annotation, molecular function: protein dimerization activity. NCBI's taxonomy places the organism in Eukaryota, Metazoa, Chordata, Mammalia, Artiodactyla, Physeteridae. The record is from RefSeq and is a predicted model, not a curated record.
GAGGCGGGAUCCGGGCGCUGCGUUGGUUGCGGCCUGGCACCAAGGGGGCGGCCCCGGCGGAGUGCGGACCCGGUGGCCGUUGGCGAUUAUGGACCCGGCCGAGGCGGUGCUGCAGGAAAAAGCGCUCAAGUUUAUGGUGAGGAGAAUGUGCAGGCCGGGGAACGGUGGAGGCGGUGGCGUUGGCGGCGUCGCUCAGGCUCGGUGCUCUAUGCCCAGGUCUCUGUGGCUGGGCUGCUCCAGCCUGGCGGACAGCAUGCCUUCGCUGCGAUGCCUGUAUAACCCAGGGACUGGCGCACUCACAGCUUUCCAGAAUUCCUCAGAGAGAGAAGACUGUAAUAAUGGCGAACCCCCUAGGAAGAUAAUACCAGAGAAGAAUUCACUUAGACAGACCUACAACAGCUGUGCCAGACUCUGCUUAAAUCAAGAGACAGUAUGUCUAGCAAGCACUGCUAUGAAGACUGAAAAUUGUGUGGCCAAAACAAAACUUGCCAAUGGCACUUCCAGUAUGAUUGUGCCCAAGCAACGGAAACUCUCGGCAAGCUAUGAGAAGGAAAAGGAACUGUGUGUCAAAUAUUUUGAGCAGUGGUCAGAGUCCGAUCAAGUGGAAUUUGUGGAACAUCUUAUAUCCCAAAUGUGUCAUUACCAACAUGGGCACAUAAACUCAUAUCUUAAACCUAUGUUGCAGAGGGAUUUCAUAACUGCUCUGCCAGCUCGGGGUUUAGAUCACAUCGCUGAGAACAUUCUGUCAUACCUGGAUGCCAAAUCACUAUGUGCUGCUGAACUUGUGUGCAAGGAAUGGUACCGAGUGACAUCUGAUGGCAUGUUAUGGAAGAAGCUCAUUGAGAGAAUGGUCAGGACAGAUUCUCUGUGGAGAGGCCUGGCAGAACGAAGAGGGUGGGGACAGUAUUUAUUCAAAAACAAACCUCCUGAUGGGAAUGCUCCUCCCAACUCUUUUUAUAGAGCACUUUAUCCUAAAAUCAUACAAGAUAUUGAGACAAUAGAAUCUAAUUGGAGAUGUGGAAGACAUAGCUUACAGAGAAUCCACUGCCGAAGUGAAACAAGCAAAGGAGUUUAUUGUUUACAGUAUGAUGAUCAGAAAAUAGUAAGCGGCCUUCGAGACAACACAAUCAAGAUCUGGGAUAAAAGCACAUUGGAAUGCAAGCGAAUUCUCACAGGCCACACAGGUUCCGUCCUGUGUCUCCAGUAUGACGAGAGGGUGAUCAUAACUGGAUCAUCGGAUUCCACAGUCAGGGUAUGGGAUGUAAAUACAGGUGAAAUGCUAAACACAUUGAUUCACCAUUGUGAAGCAGUUCUGCACUUGCGUUUCAAUAAUGGCAUGAUGGUGACCUGUUCCAAAGACCGUUCCAUUGCGGUGUGGGAUAUGGCCUCCCCAACUGACAUCACCCUCAGGAGGGUGCUUGUUGGACACCGAGCUGCAGUCAAUGUCGUAGACUUUGAUGACAAGUACAUCGUUUCUGCAUCUGGGGAUAGGACUAUAAAGGUAUGGAACACAAGUACUUGUGAAUUUGUAAGGACCUUAAAUGGACACAAACGUGGAAUCGCCUGUUUGCAGUACAGAGACAGGCUGGUCGUGAGUGGCUCAUCUGACAACACUAUCAGAUUGUGGGACAUAGAAUGUGGUGCAUGCUUACGAGUGUUAGAAGGCCAUGAGGAAUUGGUGCGCUGUAUUCGAUUUGAUAACAAGAGGAUAGUCAGUGGAGCCUAUGAUGGAAAAAUUAAGGUGUGGGAUCUUGUAGCUGCUUUGGACCCCCGUGCUCCUGCAGGAACUCUCUGUCUACGGACCCUUGUGGAGCAUUCUGGAAGAGUUUUCCGACUCCAGUUUGAUGAAUUCCAGAUUGUCAGUAGUUCACAUGAUGACACAAUCCUCAUCUGGGACUUCCUAAAUGAUCCAGCUGCCCAAGCUGAACCCCCCCGUUCCCCUUCUCGAACAUACACCUAUAUCUCCAGAUAAAUAAUCAUACACUGACCUCAGACUUGCCCAGGACUCAUUAAAAUUGCGGUAUUUAACGUAUCUGCCAAUACCAGGAUGAGCAACAACAGUAACAAUCAAACUACCACCCACUUUCCCCGGACUAACUGAGGAGCGGGGCUUUAAGACUCCUGUUGGGACACAGCUGUCUGCAGUCGACCCAGGAUGGUUUACUCAGCACAGCUGACUGCUUCCGUGCUGCUAUCAGAAGAUGUCUUCUAUCUUUUGUGAAUGAUUGGAACUUUUAAACCCCACCUCCCCUCCUUCUUUCCUCCUGCACCUGUUUUUUCCUCAUUUGGUUCCAGACAGAGAUGACAUAAAUAUAUUUAGUGUUUUGCCAGAA